Akanthomyces muscarius is the source of this 984-nucleotide messenger RNA. RefSeq lists its product as uncharacterized. Bases 1 to 984 code for a protein of 327 amino acids. The transcript has 3 exons. Lineage: Eukaryota; Fungi; Ascomycota; Sordariomycetes; Hypocreales; Cordycipitaceae. The record is from RefSeq and is a predicted model, not a curated record.
AUGCAUUCUCAAUCCCAUCAAAACAUUUUCUUCCCUGAUGAUGGCACCACAAACCCAGACAACGGGGAAACCCCAGACACUAGUUUGAACAAUUUCUUGGAACAGUAUUUCCAGAACGAUCACGAUGGUCAGGGCUCCUUUGAACUCUUCACUGGCGGUUUUCCGGCUUGGACCAGCAGUACUGGUCCAGUCGAGGCUGCAGUGCCAACGCCGCCCCAGCAGCCCAUUGCGGGCAAUGCAGACAGCUCCGACGAGAGCCCGUCCAAUCAGAUUUAUAUACAGCCAACUGAUUCUGGUAACGCGACACAGUCAACGACCCAGGCUAUCAUGCUUUGGCAAGCCAAUGUGCCUAUCAACCAACAACAACAACCACUGACGGCAAUGCCGUCAAUGGCACAGAACGGGCCAUCUCCGUCGUCGGGGUCCUCGAACACCCUGCAGAGAAGAUCACGGGAGCGUCAAGAGCGCGCUCUUCGGCGCUCGGUGGCACAUGCUCGUGCACAUGCCAUUGCGCCGUCGCCGAGCACGAGUUCGGCCACAUCUCCGAAAUCGGAGAAAAGAGAGUAUAUGAGAGCCAAAAAGGCCUUUUGUGCAAACAUCACAAAAAAAUAUAAAAGAAAAAGGGGAAGCAGGACGGCUCGCAGUCCUGCUUUCACUGAAGACACGGCGCCGAGCCCGGCCUCGACAUGGGCGACAAGCCCAAACUCCACUGACGCCGCGAGCCCGGCGUCUACGUGGGCGACAAGCCCAAACUUUACAGAGACCCCGAGUCCGGCCACUUCAUGGGUUGAAAGCCCAGCUUGGGCUGACGCCGCAAGUCCGGCGUCUGCGUGGGCGAUGAGCCCGGUGCCAGCUGAUGAGGCGGCAAGUCCGGCUUUUACUUCGGUCGCGAGCUUAGCUUCUGCUGAGGCUGCAGCGACAGCAGAGGAGGUAGAUGGAAAAUUGUUUGCCGAUUGGUGCAAUUUUCCAGAUGAUGCAGCAUAG